AUGUCGUCCCCCUCCACCCCAUCCCGGCGGACGACACGCUCCGCCGCCAGUUCCCCAGAAAUCCUCACACCAGGACGAAAAAUCAAGGCAAUGCUAGCAGCCUUCGACAGCGACUCAGACUCAGAUAAUGCCGUAUCGCAUCCGCAACGAUCUAGCGCGGGCUUGGUGAAUGCGUUGACGAGCAAUUCUGCUUCCAAUUCGAACGCGAACCCUACGCGUCCCUUCGCUGUGGAUUGGGACCCCGCUGAGGAUGAUGAAGACGAGCAGGUUGUUAUGCCGCGAGGGCGUAUGGCUGCUCGGUUGAUGCAGGGUCUUGCUCGAACCAAGGACACAGAUACGUCUGCGGUGGAUAAUCUGGUGGAAACUGCGUUCGAGCGCGUGUCGAAGACGCUCCGGGCUGAGAAAAGUGUAGAUGGCGAUGGCGAUGAUGAUGAUGAUGAUGAUGAUGGUGAUCUUCCUGCGGCUGGUCCCAGGAGGAGGAUAAAGAGUGGGAAAAGGGCGUCGCCUGCUGCGGACGAAGCGCGUUCUCGCUCUCGUUCCUUUUCACCCCUGUUCAUGUCUUCGCCUACGAAACAGCAGAGUAACGAGAAUAAUGACGACGACGAUGAAGAAGAAGAAGAUGAUGAAGGGGCUGGUUCGGGAAAUGAAGACGUGCAGCCCAAGCGUAAUAGUCGCUUUCUUGCCCUGGUCGCUCAGAAGCGCAAGCAACGUGAAGAGAAGGAAAAGAUCGAGGCGGAAAAGAGAGCUGCAAGGGCAAAGGAACGCGAGAAGCUUAGCUCGGAUAUCAUUCCCGAUGGCGAGAGUGCAGAUGAGCGUAGCGAGGGUCGACGACUCACACAGGAGUCGCGGCCUGCACGCAAGGCUAGCAAAAAGGCCCUGGAGGAAAUGAACCGCGAGACGCAGCGGAUGAGUCGAAACAUGGAGCUGACGCACAAGAUGGAGACCAAGAAGAAGAUUACGAAGGAGAGCUUCUUUGCUCGCUUUAAUUUCAUGCAGCCCGCGGAGCAGCCCGAGGAGAACUCGUCCACAACGGCAGAUUCGCAAAAUUCUUCGGAUAUCGAGGCACGGAAAGGCAAGGAAACACCGCAUACAUCGCCGAUCAUGGGGCCAGCCUUGAAGCCCACGACCGACGUUGCAGACAACUCUACCCAGGAAGCCGAGGUGGAAUUCCCUUCCCUGGACCAGAUGAUGAAUGGUCAGGGACUGGUGGAUGAAUCGAUUUUGGGGAUCAUGGAAGAACAGGUAGUUAGCACAGAAGUUUCUCUGGUGAAAAAAGUCCAGAUGCCCUUGCGAUCUGCUCCCGUGCGUGUUCGGCUUUCCCGACAACAGGUGGCUCAGCACCAGCAAGACGACUCCGACAGCGAUUUAGAGAUCGUCACAUCUCCUGCCAAGUGCCGACGUAUUGCAGCCUUCGAAAACCUCCCCGUCAGAAAUGUCCAGGAACCGCCAUCCAUGUUUAAGCUGAAGGCCUUGGCACAACUGAGGUCUCCUACUCGCAAGUCUACGAUGAACUCGGCGGAACUAUCCGCACAUCUACUGUAUCAAGCGAAACAGCAAGCGGCCCAGGAAAGGAAGGAAAGGAUCGAAGAGCUCAGAGCGAGAGGUAUCGUUGUGGAAACCUCUGCAGAACGCGCGGCUCUGGAAGAUGAGAUUGAAAAUCUCGUGGAAAACGCACGACAGGAAGGCGAAGAAAUUGCCCGGAGAGAGCGGGAAGCAUCAAAGAGAGAAAACGGUGAGAAUGUGGAUCACGAUGACGAUGACGAUGAUAGUGAUUAUGAUUACUUCUCUGGCUCCGAAGAGGAGGAUGGUGACGUUGACGGGGAAGGAGAUGAAGAUGAGGACGACGACGACGACGACGACGAAGAAGAAGGCGAGGAUGUAGAUAAUGAGGAAACUGCCGAGGCUGAAGAAGGCCGCAAGGGUUUGAUUGACUCUGAAGCCGAUGAAGGUGACGAAUCGGACGGAUCUCAAGACGAGCAGAUGCUGGAGCCGUUGGUAGAGGAGACGAUUCAUCCCACCCAAAGGCGAAAACGACCCACGCGAGUCAUCAGCGACGACGAAGAUGAAGACGCAGCGCCCAGGACCCCUGCAAAGCCCAUUAACCCGUUCCUAAACUCAGUUGAGCGGCCUGUUAUACCCGUUCACCCCUCCAACGAUGGCAUGAUGAGCCUAACCCAGGCCUUUGCAGGCACCUUGGCUGGCAGCCAGGAUAUGACACAGGAAGCCACUGGCACCAUUCCCCAAUCGCUUCCUGAUCCGGUACCAAUGGGCACGCAUGAGGAUUCUGAUGCUCAGACUAUCAUUAAGGAUAGCCAGGAACAGCGCAGGGGCUCCACCGAUCUAUUCGUGGGAUACUCUCAGCCAGAACAUCGAAUUUCGGAGUCUCCUGCCCCUCGAAUGUCUCAGAUUCCGGAUCCAACCCAGGAUGCAGGCUUUGUACUGUCACCUUUCGACCCUAACAAGAGAUUUCUGGGCACCCCGCCAACCUCAACCAUUGAGACGGUGCUUAUAGACCAGGAAAAUUCCCCCAUCGCGUCGAGGAAACUGAAGAAUCUGAGACGCGGGAAGACCACUGACCUUUCGGUCAUUGAAGAACAAGAAGAGAGCGGGUUCGAGAUUGACGCCAGCGCGUUCGAUGUGAUGAGAAAGGCAGUUAAGAAAGCAAAGAACACCGCAGAGGCCUUUGAUCGAAAGACGAGCAAGGCAAAGGAUGUUGUCGAGGAAGCUGCCGAAGAAUCGGACGACGAAUAUGCCGGUCUUGGAGGCGUCAGUGACGAUGAAGGCAGUGAUGAGGAAGAUGCAUUUGACCGAGAAAUGAUCAAUGACAACAGCGGGGAAAAGGUUGACGCGAAGCAACUCGCUGCCCUGAAUGCACUUCAUCAGAGGAAUGCAGAUGAGAAGGAAGUAGCCAAACUGCUGAAGGAUAUCACUACCGGAGCACUCCGCAGACGUCGAGGAGCCGAGGACGAAUUUGACCUGGAUGAUUCGGACGAUGAGCUGCUCGCACGCCGACGAGAGAAACAGAGAGAGUUUGCUCGGAUGCGAAACGCGCUCCUCGCUGAUGGAAAGAUUGGCGAGAUCGCCGAAAACCCUAAGAAAGCAGCAUUCUUCAAGGCCAUCGAAGACCACGAUGACAACGAUGAUGUCGGUCUCGAUUUCCUAGGCUAUGAUCAAGCAGCUACUGCCCAGGAUGAUUCUUCAUCGCAGGAUGCUGGUCCGGGGCCAGAGGCGGAGGCCAGUGCCCCAGGGGAAAAUAAGAGAAAGCGACCUCUGGAACCCGCUGCCGAGGACGACGUCAAUAAGCGACCUCCACCGCAUCUCCGCCGAAAGCCUGCCAGCGCGAUGUCCAAAAGACCCGCAACCCUCGCGGAGAUCCGUGAAACGGUGUCCUUCCUGACUGAGCGACCCGAAUAUGACUCCUUCCAGGAGGACGUAUCUAUGGUCGACGGCGAAGGAGAGGAGGAAUACGCCGAUGAUGAUGAUGAUGGUGGUAAUGAUGAAGGUGAAGACGGCACACAGGAACCGUCCGUGACGAGUCGACACCGCGAGGGGUCCGCUGCCCCGAUCCAUCCUCGUCGCACCCGGGGACCGGUGGUGGACCGUCUUGCUUUGCUACGACAAGCAUCCUCAAAUUCCGCUACGUCGGCGUCUGCGAAUACUCGAUUUGCUUUCCAUACCGGCUCCGGUAGCGACAGGGCCGCAGCGGUUGGGUUCCGGCCACCAAUGUUGCGCAGGACUACAACGACCAGCUCUUCCUCCAGCUCCGCCACAUCUACCGCGGAUUCAUCCCGAGGCGUCUCGAAGGCCCCAGGUGCCUCCCUAGCUAAGAAGGGUUCCGUCAACUACUACACUGCGGCGCGUGAAGCAGAGCGCGAAAGGCAAUUGCGCACGCAGCAUCGCAACCGGGGAUCCAACAUCACCGCGUUGUUGAACAAGCAUGCAAGCAACCGGCUGGGAGCUUUAGGGGGGACGGGCCAAUGGGACUAG
This is a messenger RNA of Aspergillus ochraceoroseus IBT 24754, 3987 nucleotides long. RefSeq lists its product as uncharacterized. Lineage: Eukaryota; Fungi; Ascomycota; Eurotiomycetes; Eurotiales; Aspergillaceae. Gene Ontology annotation, biological process: mitotic DNA replication checkpoint signaling; activation of protein kinase activity; mitotic G2 DNA damage checkpoint signaling. The coding region runs from base 1 to 3987 and encodes 1328 amino acids. Gene Ontology annotation, molecular function: anaphase-promoting complex binding. The record is from RefSeq and is a predicted model, not a curated record. The transcript is spliced from 2 exons.